Messenger RNA from Trichoderma gamsii, 924 nucleotides. RefSeq lists its product as hypothetical. NCBI's taxonomy places the organism in Eukaryota, Fungi, Ascomycota, Sordariomycetes, Hypocreales, Hypocreaceae. The transcript is spliced from 3 exons. Gene Ontology annotation, molecular function: oxidoreductase activity. The coding region runs from base 1 to 924 and encodes 307 amino acids. The record is from RefSeq and is a predicted model, not a curated record.
AUGGCGCAGCCCAUUCGAAAUGUGAUAGUAUUUGCGGCUGGCGGAGGCCUGGGUCGGGCCUUUGUAGAAGCACUGCAGCGAGAAGGAUUCAAUGUGUCCGCUGUGACGAGACCAUCGAAUUCUAUUUCGUAUGGGCCAGAUGUGACGAUGCAUCGCAGUGAAUACGAUGAUUUCGACACACUCGUCGCCAUCUUUCGGGGACAGGAUGCAGUCGUCUCGACAACCGGCACUUUUGCCGCCAAGUAUCAGUUGACGGCUAUCAACGCCGCAGCGGCAGCAGGCGUGCGCAGAUUCUUGCCUAGCGAGUAUGGAGGCAAUACGUCUUUGGUUGGAGUAACUAGCUAUCCUCCCUUUGCUGCUGAGAAAAAGGCUAUUGUCGACCAUCUUCGUACGAAGGAGUCACAAGGACUUACCUGGACGGCCCUUUGUGUAGGAAGUUUCUUUUCAUGGGUUCUAGAAGAAGGUAAAGGAACCUUGGGGUGGGACAUUGACAAGGGCGAGGUGACAAUCUACGAUUCAGGUGACCAGGAAUUUGACACAACCACCGUUAACCAAGUAGCAAGAGCAGCUAUUGCAAUUUUGCGAAACCUAGAGGAGACUAAGAACACCUAUGUAUUUGUAAACUCCUUUGUUAUCACACAGAACCAAACCCUAUCUGCGCUGGAGAGAAUUCAGGGAAAGCCGUACAAGGUCAGUCAUGACUCUUGGUCUGCGGCAAGAUCUCGGGGUUUAGAAGCGCUGGAAAGAGGGGACAUUGAAGUUGGGUAUCAUGAUCUUGUAACAGGAACGAUAUACGACCCCGGGCAUUUCGCACACUUCAAGGCUGAUGAAGUUAGCAAAUGGAAGAAAAUUCUUCAACUAAACGAAAAAGAAGAUCUCGAUGGAGUGAUCAUGGAAGUAUUGCGCAAAAAGAAUUAUAUCUAA